CCCAGAACAGUCCCUCCUGGAUGCCAGGGACAGGCUGAGGGUCUGAGGCCAUGCUGCACACGCUCAGCUCUGGAGAGCAGGGCAGUAGCAGGAGUGCAGGGGUGCCCAGCUGUCACUCUGGACAUCGAGAUUCAGACACAGACAUCUCUCAUGGCUCCUUAUCACAUCUGCAAAUACCAGGAGAGAGACCGCAAAAGUGUCCUGGCCUUGUUCUCCCAGGGGAUGGAGGAGCACAUUCCCAGUGCUUUCCGCCACCUGCUGAGGCAGCCCCAAACCCUCCUGCUCUUACCUGGGGUCCCCCUCGUCCUCCUCUUUUUCUCUGGCUCCUGGCUCCUCGCACUGCUGGCCAGCCUUGCCGUCCUCGUGGUCCUGAGGCUUGCUGCCUCCUAUCCCUGGAAGAAGUACGUGGCCCUGAGUCUGCAGUCAGACAUGGCCGACAUCACCAAAUCCUACCUGCGAGGGAGUGGCUCCUGCUUCUGGGUGGCCGAGUCUGAGGGGCAGGUGGUGGGCACGGUGGGAGCUCUGCCCGUGCAGGAUCCCACCUUGAGGGAGAAGCAGCUGCAGCUCUUCCAUCUGUCUGUGGCCUUGGAGCACCGGGGUCAGGGGCUAGCGAAAGCCCUGGUCAGGACGGUCAUCCAGUUUGCCCGGGCCCGGGGCUACAGCGAGGUCAUGCUUGACACUACCACAGUGCAGACUGCUGCCCUGAGCCUCUACCAGGGCAUGGGCUUCGAGAUCAAGCACCAGUGCUACUUCCACGUGAGUGCGAGGCUGGUGGGUCUUUCUAGUGUUCGCUUAGUCUACCGCCUGCCUUCUUCUCAGGGAGGGGGCCUGUGUGGGAGCCAGGAGAGCAUCGACCCUGCUGUGGUCACAAGCCCACCCUGAUGUUUGAGUGCCAUCAACAAUAAAAGCUCUUUACUCUUGCAA
Messenger RNA from Oryctolagus cuniculus (rabbit), 924 nucleotides. Its product is annotated as N-acetyltransferase 8B. The record is from RefSeq and is a predicted model, not a curated record. NCBI's taxonomy places the organism in Eukaryota, Metazoa, Chordata, Mammalia, Lagomorpha, Leporidae. Gene Ontology annotation, molecular function: N-acetyltransferase activity.